Emericellopsis atlantica is the source of this 1032-nucleotide messenger RNA. Its product is annotated as putative galactose-proton symport. The transcript has a single exon. The coding region runs from base 95 to 661 and encodes 188 amino acids. The record is from RefSeq and is a predicted model, not a curated record. NCBI's taxonomy places the organism in Eukaryota, Fungi, Ascomycota, Sordariomycetes, Hypocreales, Bionectriaceae.
UUUCCAGAGGCUGUGAUGAGAUAUAUAAAGUCGACAGUGCCGUCGUGUCAGGUCCAGGCCCACUUUCCAUCAUUUUACCUUGCGCAAUCACACAAUGUCUGAAUUCACCCCGACCUGGCAGCAGCCAAGCCACCCCGACCUCAUUGAGGUCGUCAAGGGCGAUGAGCCUUACCAAGCCGCGGCCUACUCGCUGGUGUCCCUACCAGCCGGUGCACUAUUCUCCAAGAUCACGACGGCGACCCCGGCUUCCCAAGACACCUACACGUCCGUUGCCAAUGGUGAGAAUUCGCGCAUCGAGCUCAACUCGGACCUCGUCUACUGCAACCACUCGUGCGACCCCAGCCUCGUCUUUGACAUGACGAACUUUGAGGUCCGGGUCUCCGAACAUCGUCCUCUCGCCGCAGGCGAUGCCCUGACUUUCUUCUACCCCAGCUCGGAAUGGACCAUGGUGCAACCUUUCAAGUGCGGAUGCAACGCGGGUGCAGCAUGCCUCGGAUACAUUGCGGGAGCGUCCGCGAUCCCCCCAUCAGUCCUGGGCCGUUACUGGUUGAACGACCAUAUCAGAGCUUUACUUGACCGUUCUUCCAAUGGCAAUGGGCAGAUGGAUCAGAUGUCACAGCCCGCGGCAGAUGGUGCUCGAGUUGAAGGAGCCAAGGCUUGAGAUAAAAGCGUGAGAGGAGGGACCGGCGAAAAGGGGUUAACUUGAGUCUUGGGGCAUUGAAGUAUGUGUUGAACAAAUAGCAGGCGAUUGGUUAGGCAAUACUGCAAUACGUAUGUGAGAUUGAGGAGAUUUGCUGGCGUUUGCCGGACCUCAGGUGAUGACGAUGGUGCUCAACUUGUUAAGAUCAGCUUCUUCACAGGCAUGUCUCAGUCGUACACGUAGGGACUAGAUUGGAGUCACUACGGAGUAGACUAGCAAGCCUUGCGGGCCGCCCGGCAGGCCCCGGUGUAUUAGAUGCCGUAGCCGCGUUGUUCGUGUGAGGAAGUUGAAGCCGGGAGUGCAUGUGCUAACAUUUUGAUUGAAUUUGCAUG